Messenger RNA from Hippopotamus amphibius kiboko, 2190 nucleotides. Its product is annotated as disintegrin and metalloproteinase domain-containing protein 30-like. Gene Ontology annotation, molecular function: metalloendopeptidase activity. The coding region runs from base 1 to 2190 and encodes 729 amino acids. Gene Ontology annotation, cellular component: plasma membrane; external side of plasma membrane; sperm head plasma membrane. Gene Ontology annotation, biological process: proteolysis; male gonad development. Lineage: Eukaryota; Metazoa; Chordata; Mammalia; Artiodactyla; Hippopotamidae. The transcript has a single exon. The record is from RefSeq and is a predicted model, not a curated record.
AUGAGGGCUGCGAGGACCCUUGUCUCCCGAGGCAGUUCGCUCCCCGUGCUGGUCCUGGCUGUGCUCCUGGUGGACUCUCUCGGCGAGGAGUUAGUGUUCCACCCUGAGUGGGGCUUUGACUCCUAUGAAAUCACCAUCCCCAAGAAGCUGAGCUUCCGGGGAGGGGAGCAGGGCGUGGCCAAGUACGUGUCCUACCUCCUGCACGUAAAAGGCAAGAACCAUAUCCUCCACCUGUGGCCCAAGAGGCUUCUCUUGCCCCGGAAUCUGCAGGUUUUCUCCUUCACAGAGCAGGGCAGGCUCUCGGAGGAUCACCCGUACAUACCCAGCAACUGCAACUAUAUGGGCUUGGUUGAAGGCAAUCAGGAUUCUGAAGCUACUUUAAGUACAUGCUUGGGGGGUCUCCGAGGCAUACUGCAAAUCGAAGCCAAUCAUUACCAAAUCGAGCCCCUGAAGGCUUCUUCCAAGUUUGAACAUGUCAUAUAUCUCCUGAAGAAAGAGGAGGCAUUUCCCAGUCGGAUCUGUGGCUUAACUGAUGAUGCAACAGGACAGCAGAUGGCCGAGCAUGAGAACAGGGCCAGGAUGCCGGACUUUAGUGAGUCUUAUAUACAUCAGACAUACUUGGAGUUAGCCCUGGUCUUUGACAACAGUAGGUAUUUAUAUUUGAACUCCAAUCUUACUCUAGUCAUAAAUGAUGCCAUUCUUCUGGCUGCAAUUGCAGACUCUUACUUUCAAGAUGUCCGUAUGAGAAUACAUCUAUUUGCUAUUGAAGUAUGGACAGAUGUAGACAAAAUUAAAGUUAAUUUUCCAAAGUUAGACCAAGUUUUAGGCCAAUUUAUGGUAUAUAGAACAAGUGUACUAAAUGCUCGGUUUCCAGCAGAUUGGGUACACCUAUACCUUAAAAGAAAUUAUUCAGAUGUACUUGCACAGGCCUGGGGAAAUGUGUGUAGUCUGUUUUAUGCUGGAUCUGCAAGUGUUUUUCCUAAUGUUAAUGUCCUUGGACCUGCCACUUGGACUGCUCAUUCUCUGGGCCAUGGUGUGGGAAUGCUACAUGAUGAAGCAUACUGCCAGUGUAAAGGCAGGCACAGUUGCAUCAUGGGCACUGGAAGAACUGGGUUUAGUAACUGCAGUUUUGCCCAUUUUUUUGCACACAUACAUAGAAGUGGAAGUGCAAAGUGUCUAACUAAUAUCCCAGCAUUAGGUUAUGUGACUAAGAGAUGUGGAAACAAAAUUGUGGAAGACAAUGAGGAAUGUGACUGUGGUUCAAGAGAAGACUGUAAAGAAGACCAGUGUUGUCAACCAGAUUGUAAAUUCAAAGAAGGUGCCAAUUGUAGCACCGGCCUUUGCUGUCAUAACUGUCACUUUCGUCCGUCUGGGUAUAUGUGUCGGAGGGAAGAAAAUGAAUGUGACCUUGCAGAGUACUGCAGUGGGACCUCAGCAUUCUGCCCAAGUGAUGCUUACAAGCAGGAUGGAACCCCUUGCAAGUAUGAAGCCCAUUGUUUCCAACAGAGUUGCCGAUCCAAGUAUAUGCAGUGCCAAAAGAUUUUUGGACCUGAUGCUAAGGAGGCCCCUCUUCAGUGCUAUGAUGCAGUUAAUGUAAUAGGUGACCAAUAUGGGAACUGUGGUAUUUCAGGAAUUCGUGAAUUUCAAAAGUGUAGAAGAGAAAGGGCUAUAUGUGGCAGGCUACAGUGUAUAAAUGUUGAAACCAUCCCUGAUAUGCCAGAUCAUACUAUUCUAAUUGCCACUCACCUGCGUGAAGAAAACCUCAUGUGCUGGGGCAUUGGCUAUCAUCUAGCCAUGGUACCUAUGGGGUUACCUGACCUGGGUGUGAUACACGAUGGUACCUCCUGUGGUAAGGAGCGGAUAUGUUUUAAUAGGAAUUGUGUGAAUAGCUCAGUCCUGAAUUUUGACUGUUUGCCUGAGAAAUGCAACCACCGAGGCAUUUGUAACAAUAACAAAAACUGCCACUGCAUGUAUGGCUGGGCCCCUCCCUUUUGUGAGGAGAUGGGAUAUGGAGGAAGCAUUGACAGUGGGCCACCGGGACCACUAAAGGAGCAGGUGUCUGUUUCAAUUCAGGUUGUGUCCCUUAUAUUAAUGCGCCUUAUUUUCUUAAUUAUCUCAGUGAUUAUUGUGUUUUUCAGGAAACUCAUAGAAAGCUUAUACAACCAAAGAGAAAGAAACACCACCAGUUAA